AUGGUUGCUGCACAGUGUCUGCUGAGCGUGGCCCCUACCCGGCCCGGGCUCUGCAGCGUGCGUCAGGGAGUGGCCGCGCCGUUCUCGGCUCCUCGCUUCACUCGUCGCACACUGCGGACAUGCAGGCCCCUCACUCGCGCUGCCCUUGCGGUGGAGAUCCCCCCGGCGACCGGUGACCUGAAGCCCAAGGACAAGAACGCGGAGCUGGCCAUCAAUGCCAUCCGCUUCCUCUCCAUCGACGGCGUCAACGCGGCCAAGUCUGGCCACCCGGGGCUGCCCAUGGGCUGCGCCCCCAUGACCUACGUCAUCUGGAAGGACUUCAUGAAUGUCAACCCCAAGGACCCCAAGUGGCCCAACAGGGAUCGCUUCGUGCUGAGCGCGGGCCACGGCUCCAUGCUCCAGUACGCCAUCCUGCACUUGAUGGGCUUCAACCUGCCGAUCUCCGAGCUGAAGCAGUUCCGCCAGUGGGGCAGCAAGACCCCCGGCCACCCCGAGAACUUUGAGACCGAGGGCGUGGAGGUGACCACAGGCCCCCUGGGCCAGGGCAUCGCCAACGCGGUGGGGCUGGCUGUGGCUGAGACGCACCUGGCCGCGCGCUUCAACAAGCCCGACGCCAAGCUGGUGGACCACUACACCUACUGCAUCAUGGGCGACGGCUGCAACAUGGAGGGCAUCUCCAACGAGGCCGCCUCCCUGGCGGGGCACUGGAAGCUGGGCAAGCUCAUCGCCUUCUACGACGACAACCGCAUCUCCAUCGACGGCCACACCUCCAUCUCCUUCACCGAGGAUGUGGUGGCGCGGUACGAGGCUCUGGGCUGGCACACCAUCCAUGUCAAGGAUGGAAACCACGACCUGGCGGGCCUGCGCGACGCCAUCAACGAGGCCAAGUCCGUGACGGAUAAGCCCACCCUGAUCAAGGUGUCCACCAUCAUCGGAUACGGCUCGCCCAACAAGGCCGACUCGCACGACGUGCACGGCUCCGCCCUGGGCGCGGCGGAGGCCCAGGCCACGCGCGACAACUUGGGCUGGCCCUACGGCGAGUUCGAGGUGCCCCAGGAGGCGUACGACGAGUUCGGCAAGGCAGCCAAACGCGGCGAGGAGGCGGAGGCGGCGUGGCAGGCCACCCGCCGCGAGUACGCGGAGAAGUACCCCGAGGAGUACGCGGAGUACGAGGCCAUCACCAGCGGGCACCUGCCCGCGGGCUGGGCGGACGUGCUGCCCUCCUUCACCAGCGCCGACAAGGGCCUGGCCACGCGCCUGCACAGCCAGACCAUGCUCAACGCGCUGAGCCCGGUGCUGCCCGGCCUGCUGGGCGGGUCCGCCGACCUCGCCGGCUCCUGCAUGACCCUGGUGAAGAGCUCCGGCGACUACCAGGCUGACUCCCCCGCCGAGCGCAACUUCCGCUUCGGCGUGCGCGAGCACGCCAUGGGCGCCAUCGGCAACGGCAUGGCCCUGCACUCCCCCGGCCUCCUGCCCUACACAGCCACCUUCUUCAUCUUCACGGACUACAUGCGCAACGCCAUCCGCAUGGCCGCCCUGUCCCAGGCCGGCCAGCUCUUCGUCAUGACCCACGACUCCAUCGGCCUGGGCGAGGACGGGCCCACCCACCAGCCCGUGGAGCAGCUGGCCUCCUUCCGCGCCAUGCCCAACAUCCUCAUGCUCCGCCCCGGCGACGGCAACGAGACCGCAGGCGCCUACAAGGUGGCCGUGGAGAACGCGGCCGCCGUCAACGCCACGGGCAUCAAGCGCCCCUCAGUCCUGGCCCUGUCGCGCCAGGGCAUGCCCAACAUGGACUCCACCUCCGCAGAGGGCGUGGCCAAGGGCGCCUACGUCGUGGCGGGUGGGGAAGGCACCCCCGACGUCAUCCUGAUGGCCACCGGGUCGGAGCUCAUGUUUGCCGUGGAGGCUGGGAAGAAGCUGGAGGGCGAGGGCAUCAAGGCCCGCGUCGUCUCCUUCCCCUGCUGGGAGCUCUUCGAGGAGCAGGAGCAGUCCUACAAGGACUCGGUGCUGCCGCCCGAGGUGGAGGCGCGCGUCUCCAUCGAGGCGGGGGCCACCUUUGGCUGGUUCAAGUACGUCGGCGCCAAGGGCGUGUCCCUGGGCGUGGAUCAUUUUGGCGCCUCUGCUCCGGCGCCCAUCCUGUACGAGAAGUACGGCCUGACGCCGGACAACGUCGUGGCCACCGCCAAGUCGCUGCUGAAGAAGUAG
This is a messenger RNA of Auxenochlorella protothecoides, 2205 nucleotides long. Its product is annotated as Transketolase, chloroplastic. Lineage: Eukaryota; Viridiplantae; Chlorophyta; Trebouxiophyceae; Chlorellales; Chlorellaceae. The coding region runs from base 1 to 2205 and encodes 734 amino acids. Gene Ontology annotation, cellular component: cytosol. Gene Ontology annotation, biological process: pentose-phosphate shunt. The record is from RefSeq and is a predicted model, not a curated record. The transcript has 6 exons. Gene Ontology annotation, molecular function: transketolase activity.